AUGCUACAACAGGAGAGCAAUCAAAUGAUCUUCUUCACCAAUGGAUGGGAUUCAUGGAAAACCAAAGCCAUAAACUGUGGCAAAGGAUUCUAUCUUGGAACAAACAGGACAUGUGUUGAUGACAAUGAGUGUGGAGAAAAUGAAGCUGAAUCAUCGGCCCUGUGUGGUACCAACACAGAGUGUCACAACACCCUCGGGAGUUUCUACUGUACCUGUAAGAAAGGAUACGUCAGUGAAUCAGGAGAAACUAACUUUACCACCAUGAUACACUGCCGAGAAAUUGAUGAGUGCAAGACAGACCCAUGUGGUUCAAAUGCAACAUGCACCAACACAUUUGGUGGUUUUGAGUGUGCCUGUAAUGAAGGAUUUGUCUCAACCACUGGAGAACGCACCUUCACCGAUCAAACAGUCACACAGUGCCAAGAUAUUGACAAGUGUGAGACAGACCCGUGUGGUUCAAAUGCAACAUGCACCAACUACGUUGGUGGUUUUGAGUGUACCUGUAAUGAAGGAUUUGUCUCAACCACUGGAGAACGUACCUUCACCGAUAAAACAGUCACACAGUGCCAAGAUAUUGAUGAGUGUGAGACAGACCCAUGUGGUGCAAAUGCAACAUGCACCAACACAUUUGGUGAUUUUGAGUGUACCUGUAAUGAAGGAUUUGUCUCAACCACUGGAGAACGCACCUUCAUCGAUAAAACAGUCACACAGUGCCAAGAUAUUGACGAAUGUGAGACAGAUCCGUGUGGUUCAAAUGCAACAUGCACCAACUAUGUUGGUGGUUUUGAGUGUACCUGUAAUGAAGGAUUUGUCUCAACCACUGGAGAACGCACCUUCACCGAUAUAACAAUCACACAGUGCCAAGAAACAGGUAAACUAAUCUCGGAGGAAAACUCACAGCUGCCAGGACACAGGGAGUCACAGAUCAAACAAAGGUUUAGACAGAAGCUGACAGCAGAUGAUCAGUUACAUGAAGGUGGUCAGGGAGAUUCCUUGAGGCAGGUAGCUUCUAUUGUCCCUGUAAUGAAGGAUUUAGCUCAACAACUGGAGAAUGUUCUGGUCCUGAUAAAACAGUUGCACAGUGCCAAGGAAAUCAUUUCAAACUCCAGUGAUAUUUUAAGGAAUUAUUCCUUUUGGGAAAACAUGGAAAAAGAACAACGACUCUAUUCCUGCUCCAUAUUUCUGCAAACCAUGGAAAAUGCUGCCAUUGUUGCUGCUCUGAAUUUGCCACCUCAGGGAAACAGAACAAUAUCAACUGAAAAUAUCAAUAUGGAAGUAAGGGCUUUUCGGGGAGGAAACAGGUCAGCCCAGGACAGAAUCUGUUUACAAGUGAAGGACACUGUGAUGGAUAUCAACCGACAGACACACAGCAGAGGAAAUACAACUGAUUUAACAGUGGUGGCUUUGAUCGCCUAUAAGGACAUGGAUUCCAUUCUGAAUGGAAGUGAGUUCCACAGCACCACUGGUGGGAAACAGAAGCCUUUUCAAUUAAUCUCAGAUGUCGUCUCAGCCGUGAUAACGAACAGGGACAACAAUGGACUUGAGCCAAUUGUGAACAUCACCUUCAAGCACAAUCAGCAGGCGAACAGUGAGUGGACAACCCACUGUGUCCACUGGGAUUACGCAGCUGGGAAAAGCUACUGGUCUCCUCAUGGCUGCAGUGUGGGAGAUUCCAGUGGAACACACACCCAGUGUCGAUGCAACCAUCUCUCCACCCUGGCAUUGCUGAUGUCUCCUGUUGGAUGGCAGGACUAUCCGUUUGUUUUGACGACAAUUACAUUGAUUGGGAUCCCAAUUUCUCUGGUGUGUCUGGGAAUCACCAUUGUGACCUUUGCUUUCUGCACCAAUGUGAGAAAUGCUCUCCACAUCACCCACAUGCAGCUGUGUGUGAGUCUCUUCCUGGCGGAACUGCUUUUCCUUCUCGGGAUCAACAGAACCACAAACCGGGUGAUGUGUGGGAUUAUAGCAGGAUUUCUACACUACCUGUUCUUGGCUGCGUUUGUUUGGAUGUUCCUGGAGGGAGUCCAGCUCUUUCUCAUGGUCAGAAACAUCAGGAAUUUGAGGGUUCCUCAUUCAGAAAAAGUUGAGAAAUUCAUGUACCUUCUUGGCUACGGGGUUCCUGCAGCAAUUGUGGUCAUUUCUGCUGCAGUGGAUCAUGAUGGCUAUGGAUCACCUAGGCACUGCUGGGUCUCCAUAAAAAGAGGAUUCAUCUGGAGUUUCCUGGGACCUGUGUGUCUGAUCAUUGGGAUCAACACGGCUCUGUAUUUCACAAUACUCUUGAUAUUGAAAAGAGAAGUUUCUAAACAGGACACUAAAGUGUCGAAACUUCAGAAUACAAGGAUGCUGACAUUCAAAGCCAUUGCUCAGGUGUUUAUCCUGGGCUGCACUUGGAUUUUUGGUUUGUUUCAGUUUCAGGAACAGCCCGGUGUAAUGACCUAUUUAUUCACCAUCAUCAACAGUUUCCAAGGCACUUUCAUCUUUAUCCUGCUCUGCAUGUUAAAUCCCAAGGUGAGGGCAGCAUAUUCUAACUACUUCAACAGCAAGUGUAAGGCAAUGGACACAAAGCCCUCAGAGGAGGACAAAGCCAACACAAUGACAGUCUUGUCGGUCUCAAAGGACUGAGGAAACUUCUUUUCCCUCACUGGCUGUGUGACAGAUGAAGACAUGAAGACCAUCAUUGUCUCUGCCACAGUGAUCAUGGAACCAUCAAACACUGAGCAGCUACUGAGGAAACAGGACAUUCAGUCAAACAAGUCUGUGUUGGUGUUUACCAUCUGUGAGCUCAAAUUGUUCUAAUCACAUUUAUCCAUUUUUUUACUGAUGUCUUUUCAACCCCAUUCCCUUCAGCUACUUAUCGAACUGAAUCUUGAAGACUGUUGCAGUGUCCACCUCAAGUACACAUCUUGUUAGUGAAUCCCAGUCACACAAACUGAAGGGGGUUUUCCUGCACAUUGACUUAAAUAUGAAAGGAUAGUGAUGCUGUACUCACCAAAUAAUCCAGAGGCCCAGGCUGAUGUUCUGGGGAUACAGGUUCAAAUACCAUGAAACCUGGUGGAAUUUAAAUUCAACUCAUAAAUCUGGAGUUAAAAGCUCAAAUAUAAUUGUGAAUAUCCAUCUGAUUUACGACUGUCCUUAUCCAAUGUGGCCUCCACGUGACUCCAGACACAUAGCAAUGUAGUCAAUGUUUAACAGCCCUCAGAAGUGGCUGAAAGAGCCAUUCAGUUCAAGGCUAAUUAGGGAUGGGUGACAAUGUAGGAGCUGACAUCCCAUGAAAUAAUAAAGGAAAGAAAAGCCUCUGCUAAAAAACCGUACCAUGCUGUCUGAUCUGUUGUCACACUUUCAUAAUUUUAAACAUUUCUAUCACAUGAAUGCAGGAACAGGAGGAGGCCAUUUAGCCAAUUGUGCCCAUUCUAACAUUCAAAGGCAGCAUAGUUUCAUAAUCAUAAAAAUAAAAUAUUUUAGUGACAUUCAUAACAUGAAAUAGCUGCUUUGUGACAGGGAAAAAAGACCAAAGAAAAGAAACAGGAGGCUGAGGGGUUCAAAGCACGUAGACCUGUUGGAGAUGACAGGACAAUGAUCCUGUAUUUCAUUAUUAUUCAUUCAUGGGAUGUGGGCAUCACCGGCUACACUAGGAUUUGUUGUCCAUUUCUAACUGCCCUGGAGAAGGUUGGGCUGAAGUACCUUUGUGAAUUGCUGCAGUCUGUGAAUUGGGUAAAUUUUGGAAUUCUUACCUAGCAACAGUGAAUGAAUGACAAUAUUGUCCCAAGUCAGAAUGGUGAGCAACCCAGUAACUUAUUUUUACGCAGGCAGUGAAAGAAACACAAACUAUAAACAUAAGCGUGUGAUUCAUGAUAUAACUGGAGUCUAUGAAGUUAUCUUACAAGCAAUGUCACAAGAAAUUGUAAAAAUAUAGUCAAGAUCCUUUCAUUGGUUGGAUACUGCUUCUCAGAGUGAUCUGAGAGUUUCUCCCUCAGUGACAUACCUGUAUUGAUGGGAAUACAUAUCUUUAUUGUGGACUAUGUUGAAAACACCAGGAGAUGGAGCACUAUUGAGAGGAGUAUCUGGCAGUUGGGGAUUACCCAGCAAACCUUGCUGCAUUGGGUUUCUGUGUUGAACACCAGGGGAAGGGCAGAGAGAGACUAACAACACAGCGGGCACUUGGUAAAGGAACAGCAGCCGCAUGCAAAUCAAAAAGCUCCCUCACUCCUCCUGUCCUGCACAAAUUUAGGAAUCAUUUUUAUACAGUUUCAUGAUUCAAUAUUUGGGCUAUUUUUGCCAAUCCUAAUAAAAGGAAUAAAAUGGAACCUUUAUUCAGAGCCCUAUUUCUAAGUGGAUUUCCAUCCAACUCAAAGCCUGGUACCAAGAAUUUGCCAUUGAUUUGCUGCUAUCACAGAUUUUGUUCCAUUCAAAAGAAUCAUCAUUUCAUCAAACUUUAUCCUUUGUAUCAGUGACCAUGGAUCAGCAAGACUGCUCUUUCCCUUUUUGUUUCUUUGUUAAUACUAUUACUGCAGAGUUUUUAGUCGCUUUGAAUCAUGUGAAUUUAUU
Hemiscyllium ocellatum (epaulette shark) is the source of this 4545-nucleotide messenger RNA. Its product is annotated as adhesion G protein-coupled receptor E2-like. Lineage: Eukaryota; Metazoa; Chordata; Chondrichthyes; Orectolobiformes; Hemiscylliidae. Gene Ontology annotation, biological process: cell surface receptor signaling pathway; adenylate cyclase-activating G protein-coupled receptor signaling pathway. The transcript has 19 exons. The record is from RefSeq and is a predicted model, not a curated record. Bases 1 to 2622 code for a protein of 873 amino acids. Gene Ontology annotation, molecular function: calcium ion binding; G protein-coupled receptor activity. Gene Ontology annotation, cellular component: membrane.